CAUGCAGGAGGAAGAAAUAUACACCUCUCUUCGUUGGGAUAGUCCAACACCAAGCUUUUACCAGAACCACCUAUCUUCCACCAAAUAUUCAGGAGCAUGGUGUCUGGUGACGGUGAUUACAUGUAUUCUCUGCGUGGGCUCAAUAGCAACCUCUGUUUGUUUCUUGGGCCUCAAGUUGUUCCAGGUAUCUACCAUUGCAAUGAAACAGCAAGAAAAGCUCAUCCAUCAGGACAGAGCACUGUUGAAUUUCACACAAUGGAAGAGAAACCAUAACCUUCAGAUGAAAUAUUGCCAAACCUUGAUGCAAAACUCUUUCAGUUCAGCCCACAACUGUAGCCCUUGUCCUGACAACUGGAUUCAGAAUGGAGAAAGUUGUUACCAUGUCUUUGAAAACUGGAAAAAUUGGCACACCAGUAAGGAGGACUGUUUGAAGGAGGGCUCUAAUCUUCUACAAAUAGACAGCAAAGAAGAAAUGGACUUUAUCACUGGCAGCCUGAAGAAGGUCAAAAGUGGCUUUGAUUACUGGGUGGGACUGUCUCAAGAUGGACUCAGCAAACCUUGGCUUUGGCAAGAUGGUUCCUCUCCCUCCCCUGACCUGUCGCCAGUACAGACAUUGCAAUCAACUAACCAGCUCUGUGGAUAUCUAAAGGACAAGUUCCUCUCUUCUGCUAACUGCAGCAUUUGGAAAUAUUUUAUCUGUGAGAAGUAUGCAUUGAGAUCCUCUAACUGAAAAAAGAAAUUGUACUUGAAGAGAU
This is a messenger RNA of Nyctereutes procyonoides (raccoon dog), 755 nucleotides long. RefSeq names its product C-type lectin domain containing 9A (gene CLEC9A). Gene Ontology annotation, biological process: receptor-mediated endocytosis. The record is from RefSeq and is a predicted model, not a curated record. Bases 2 to 730 code for a protein of 242 amino acids. Gene Ontology annotation, cellular component: membrane; cell surface. The transcript is spliced from 6 exons. NCBI's taxonomy places the organism in Eukaryota, Metazoa, Chordata, Mammalia, Carnivora, Canidae.